CCAUCCAUCCAUCCAUCCAUCAUCCAUCAUCCAUCCAUCCAUCCAUCAUCCAUCCAUCCAUCCAUCCAUCCAUCCAUCAUCCAUCCAUCCAUCCAUCAUCCAUCAUCCAUCAUCCAUUUAUCCAUCCAUCCAUCCAUCCAUCCAUCCAUCCAUCCAUCCAUCCAUCAUCCAUCCUUUCAUCCAUCAUCCAUCCAUCCAUCCAUCCAUCCUUCCAUCCUCCAUCCAUCCAUCCAUCCAUCCAUCCAUCCAUCCAUCCAUCCAUCCAUCAUCCAUCCCUCCCUCCAUCCAUCAUCCAUCAUCCAUCCAUCCAUCAUUCAUCCAUCAUACAUCCAUCCAUCCAUCCAUUAUCCAUCCAUCCAUCCAUCCAUCCAUCCAUCCAUCCAUCCAUCAUCCAUCAUCCAUCCAUCCAUCCAUCCAUCCAUCCAUCCAUCCAUCCAUCCAUCAUCCAUCAUCCAUCCAUUCAUCAUUCAUCAUCCAUCCAUCCAUCCAUCCAUCCAUCCAUCCAUCCAUCCAUCCAUCCAUCCAUCAUCCAUUCAUCAUUCAUCAUCCAUCCAUCCAUCCAUCAUCCAUCCUUCCAUCCAUCCAUCCAUCCAUCCAUCCAUCAUUCAUCAUCCAUCCAUCCAUCCAUCCAUCCAUCCAUCCAUCCAUCCAUCCAUCCAUUCAUCAUUCAUCAUCCAUCCAUCAUCCAUCCAUCCAUCCAUCCAUCCAUCAUUCAUCCAUCCAUCCAUCCAUCCAUCCAUCCAUCCAUCCAUCCAUCCAUCCAUCCGUCCAUCUGUCCAU
Molecule: messenger RNA, 780 nt
Organism: Poecile atricapillus (Black-capped chickadee)
Lineage: Eukaryota; Metazoa; Chordata; Aves; Passeriformes; Paridae
Product: guanine nucleotide exchange factor subunit RIC1-like
Exons: 2
Source: RefSeq, a predicted model, not a curated record